Amoebophrya sp. A120 is the source of this 3146-nucleotide messenger RNA. NCBI's taxonomy places the organism in Eukaryota, Dinophyceae, Syndiniales, Amoebophryaceae. The record is from the annotation of a GenBank genome assembly.
GACGAAUUGAGCUGCAUGUUGAGCACGCAGUUAAACCCAUACCGAGAAUGAGGACAGAGCCAGCAACUUUUAAUCAAAUGCAGCUCCCGCAAAUCGACGAGAAUUUGGACUAGCAGAAGCUGAAAAAGCAAAUUAAGGGCUGUGAGUGUCGAGCGCAGCUCGCAGCAGCUGGUCCGCCGCAAGACUUGAAACGAUUAUCAGAAAUGAAAGUUCGAGAGCCCCAUGUCACACUACAAAAAAUAUUCGCAUCUGUAGCAAGCAUUGCAUCGGCCAAACAUGAGCUACGGGGGCAGGGACGCGUUUGAAAAUACUAAACGCCCUCCACGACACGCACAUGAAUUCUGUGCUGUUAUGAAAAACAAACUAUGACCGAAACGACCGGCAGUGUGACGGAGCUACGGCGAAGCCAGCACUUCCGCUACACGGACCGCAGUCGCGUGUUGUCCAGCCGAAAUCAAUCUCCGGAACAAGAGGGUCGUGCAGUGCGAGUUUCACAACGAAAGUCUCGCUUUACGACAAGAAUAAGAAUAGCAGCGAUGGCGAGUGAGACUGUGGAGAUGAUGGCGUCGAUCCUGCGAGGUGGAACUGAAGAUGACGAGCCGAUGAAAACGAGGCGGAUGAAGAAUGACAACUUCUCUCAUCUCUUUCCAGAGCAGCUGAGGGCGCUUUUCCAAAAACCAGGACAGCUCAGCACUCACUGCAGCGCCCUGACUCCUGGAGAUGAGAGUUUUUGGAAAAUUCUAGACCGAAGCUGUAGUUUUAAGACGACGCAAAAGACCUCGCGCGCCAGCAGCACGACCAGCACACCCGGUAAAGCGGCGUCCUUUUUCCUCGCCAUCCUGCUUUUUGUCGAGCUCCUCACGACCCUGCUUCACCAGGCCGCCGCACUGAAAGUAACCGCGAAGGUCGGUCGGAAGGUGUACGACGAGGCAGCGAUGGCGCGGCGGAUGCUGGAGGAGCGAGUUCAAUUAGUCUACGGCUCCCUGUCCGUGGGCGAUCCGCCCCAGAAGUUCACCGUCGCCUUUGACACGGGGUCGUCGGAGCUGGUGUUACCCUGCUCAUCCUGUACAACCGGCAGCUGCAUUUCGCACACGCGGUAUGAUUUACUGCAAUCCGCGACCGGCAGCCAGAUUUUCACCACCAACGUCGCCGGGAAACAGGUAGCAGAAACGGAAACGCGGAUUUUCGGCAUGCAGGGUGUGGCCAAAGCCAACCCGAUGCGGGACAAGAUCUGUAUUGGCAACCCCCCACCGGCAGACGAAACCACCGCCUCCAGCGCCGACGCCGCUGCCCCGUCUUCGCUCUGUCUGCCGGAAGCCGCGCCGUUUCUGUGCGCCAACUCCUUGUCGGAAAACUUGUUCGGCCAGCUGCCGUACGACGGGGUCCUCGGGCUGGGACUGUCGGGGGCGAAAAAAUCCAAGUACGACCUGUUCCAAGGGUUGAUAGACGCCGGCAUGCUAAAAACGGACCGGUUUGCGCUGUGGUACAGCGAUUUGACGGACGAAGGGGCGGCGAACACGAUCACCUUCGGAGAGCACGACAGAACCAAAAUGGCCAGCAAGAUGUACUGGGUAAGACAAGUGAUUAUAUUCAGAAAGCUCUUCAACAACUGAGUUUAUGAUCUUGAUGAUAGCACUUCUUGUUCAACAUCACCCACGAUCAGAACUCAACUAGGGCACAACUUUCAUUCCUUGACAUUCCUACGGCUACAUCAUUUCAAGUAUUAAACGCAGCUUCCCGUUCCCUACCCCGCGACCUCCUGGGCUAUGCCGAUGACGGAUGUGGUGGUGGGCCGCUUCAUCACGGCCGUUCCGGCUGCGUCCGCAGACGACGGUUCCGCCGAUAGUGCCGCCAGCACCGGCGCGCCGGGAGGUGCGGAAGCGGCAGCAGGAGGUACAAGUGCGACCGCGGAUGGCGCGAACGCCGACGCCGAGGACAAUUCCGGCAAAAGUUUCAUGUCGGAACCGCUGCGGCUGUGCGAAGCGCCGCAGACCUGCAAGGUGGCGUUUGAUAGCGCGAGCCCGCUGAUCGUGCUCUCGCAGCUAUGCAUUGCAAAAGUAUCGUACUAGUAGGAAUUGCAUUACAAAUUUCCUCAGCAUGAGAAAUAAAAUUUGUGAUGCGGAUUUAGCGUGAAAAAGAAAUUUGUAAUGCAUGAGUGGGAUUAAUACUACGAGUGCGAUACUUUUGCAAUGCAUAGCAGCCGAUCUACGACAAGGUGAAGGAGUCCAUCGCCGUGGGGUUUCCACAACAACCCUAUCCUGUGCAAAAGUAUCGUACUCGUAUUGCAAUCAUGCAUUACAAAUCAUUCGGUUUUAGGUAAAUCCGCAUUACAAAUUUUAUCCCUCAUGCUGAGGAAAUUUUUCGUAAAUGCAUUUACACGAGUGCGAUACUUUUGCAAUGCAUAAACCCGUGACCGACACGAAACUGGCGGACUGCCAGCCGCUGCUGAUGAAGAUGCCGAAGAUCGGGAUUCAGCUACGAGGGAUAACAUUCUUCCUCGAUGCCGAGGACUACGUGGACCGCAGCAACGGGAUGUGUGUGUACCGCUUCCAGCCCAUGGAGAGCGACGAAAACCUGAUUUACCUCGGCGCGCCCUGGUUCGAGAAGUUUUACACGGUGUUCGACCGAAGCUCCCUAAAAAUCGGCCUGGCGCUGAGCAAGCACGUAGGUGUUCGGGGGGCGGAGUACAGUGGAAGCACCGGGGUGCCGGAGGACGCCAUUGAGGAUUUGGAGAAAGUUACGACGACAACGAGUACGACGACGGAUAGUGGUGGCAGUGUUUCAUCAGAUGUUGGAGCAAAUGCCGCCGCUGACACUACAACCAGUGUGGACAGUGCGUCAAGUGGUACUUCUGCUGAUGUUGGAACAACAGCAGCUGCUGCGCCAGCAACCUCCGCACAGGCAACCGCCGCGUCGGUGACAAGGUGAGGGAAAUCAGGAAAGGGCUUGCAGCUCCGCAGAAGUAGGGAAGAUAGAUGCGUUAUGUGCAUCAUGAUUUCGUUUCAUCUGAACAAUGUCCAUAUCGUGUGAAAGAUGUAGGUCGAUGAGUGUUUCGACAGAUAGACAGUUUGGGUUUACUUUUUUUCUACAGGAGAAUGGCUCUGAUUCGUCGAAUGAUACCUGCUGAGACGAAAUAAACCUGCAAC